CCCCUCCCCUGUCCUAACGGCACGAGGGCUUGGCUGCAGUCUCCAUUUCCGAGGGGAAACAAAACACGGCGCUGCUAGGGGAGGGUCUGGCUUUCAGCAGAGGCGACAUGGCCGAGGAGGUGUUCCAGAAGGCCCGCGACAGGACCCUGAGGGUUUUCCGCGAAGAUGUGGAAAAGGAAUGGAAGGCCCCAUUCUACUUCAUUCAGGGAGCGGACCCUCAGUUUGGGCUAAUGAAAGCCUACGCGAUCGGCGACUGCAACAGCGGGGGAGACGAAUGGGAGCAAGAGCUGAAGCUCACGCAGCAAGCGGUGCAGGCCAUCAACCGGCUGAAGCCCAAGCCCAAGUUCUUUGUGAUUUGUGGAGAUCUCGUCCACGGCAUGCCAGGGACUCCUUGGCGAGAGGCGCAGACCCGUGACUUGAAAACUGUUCUGAAGGGCCUCAGCCGUGACAUCCCCACGGUGUUCGUCAGCGGCAACCACGACCUCGGGAACUCGCCCACUCCAGAAACGAUUGACGAUUAUUGCCAGCAGUGGGGAGAUGAUUACUUCUCCUUCUGGGCAGGGGGCGUCUUCUUCCUUGUCCUCAAUUCUCAGCUCUACUUUGAUCACUCGAAAUGCCCGGAACAGAAGCAGGCUCAGGACUCAUGGCUGGACAAGCAGCUGGCCCUGGCAGAAAAGAGAGCAUGCAAACACGCUGUGGUGUUCCAGCACAUCCCUUUGUUCCUCCAGGCGCCUGACGAAGACAACGACUACUUCAACCUGGAGAAGUCGGUCCGGCAGGAGUUGCUGGACAAAUUCCGCAAAGCAGGUAUUAAAGCAGUGUUUUCUGGACAUUACCAUAGAAACGCUGGAGGCUCCUACAAAGAUCUUGAGAUGGUUGUUUCAUCUGCCAUAGGAUGCCAACUUGGAGAAGACACCCACGGUCUCAGAGUGGUGGUGGUCACUGCUGAAAAGAUUGUUCACAGAUACUACAGUUUGGACAAGCUGAACAAUCAAGGGAUAGAGAAAGAUCUUAUGGAUUUGAUUAAGCAGAAUUAGUCCUUUUUCUUCCUGUGCCAGACAUAUUUGACUAAUCCAGUCCAGGCAGGGCAGUUCAGCUGUGUGCCUUCACCCUGACCCACUUUUCUGCUUCUCCGCUCUCACAUCUUAAGAACUAACCACCCAAUAAGCCUCUGUCACCCUAGACACUGAUAUAGAAAGUCAAGCAGAGAGAGUUUAGCUGCGCUUCUGGGGUGUACAUAAAUCUUCAAUUGUACAAUAAAAGUAAUGACAAUGCUA
This is a messenger RNA of Heteronotia binoei (common prickly gecko), 1277 nucleotides long. It is a transcript of the gene CPPED1, whose product is annotated as calcineurin like phosphoesterase domain containing 1. The coding region runs from base 108 to 1037 and encodes 309 amino acids. NCBI's taxonomy places the organism in Eukaryota, Metazoa, Chordata, Lepidosauria, Squamata, Gekkonidae. The transcript has 4 exons. Gene Ontology annotation, molecular function: hydrolase activity. The record is from RefSeq and is a predicted model, not a curated record.